AUGAGUGUCGCAUACGAGCCGCGGUCGUUCCACGAGGACAGUCCGUACGCGCCCGUCGGCGAAAACGACCAUGACAUGAACAAGUUCAUCAACGAGGCAAACGUGGACGACAUGGCAAACCUGGCUGCUGCCACCUACGAGCCUGCCAACCAGUCCUCCCCAGCCGUGUUCCACGCAUCGCCCUCCCCUGCUCUCGACCUGCACCCCGUCGGCCCCCCAAACGUCGACCCUACCAACGUUCCCGUCCGAGACCUAUCGCCCGCAGCUCCGAAUGCGUUCAACUCGACCCAGACCCAAUCUCAGCGCAUCAAGCCCAUAGCCAAGCCCAACCGAGAGGUGACCAAGAGCGAGGACGGGAAGUUCAUAUGUACAUAUCCUGACUGCAACGAGCUGCUCAAGAAGUUCCAGAGGAAGUGCGAGUGGAGUAAACACAUGGACAAGCAUGAGCGACCCUACGUCUGCACCGCCAAGGGAUGCGAGAAGAUCCAAGGCUUCACAUACAGCGGUGGCCUGCUGCGACACGAGCGCGAGGUCCACGGAAAACACGGAGGGCCCAAAAAGAAGCUCCUCUGCCCUCACGUCAACUGCAAGCGCUCCAGCGGCAAGGGCUUCUCCCGCCAGGAGAAUCUGUCCGAGCACCUCCGCCGCGUGCACACGUCCGCCGGCCCCAUACAGAUGGAGAGCCCCGGCAGCGAGAAUACCGACAACAGCACGAGCGAUGUCGCUACUGCUGCCUUUGCGGCUCUGAAUAGCGCCGCACUGAGCCCCGCAAACCUGGACAGCCACCCCGCCGACGCGCGCGAAAAGCGCAAACGCAGCAUCGACGACGACGCCGGCCGCAGCAGUGGUGAGGGUGGUGACGGCGACGACCGAUCCGAGGAGGACGUCCGCGCGGAGAACAAGCGGCUCCGCAAGGACAACGCCGAGCUGCGCCAGCAGCUGGAGGAAACGGCGCGCGCGAACAGCGAGAUGCAGGCGCAGCUGGCCACCAUCCAGCAGGCCCUGGGCACCCCCAUCAACCAGACCCUGGCGUUCCAACAAGCACCGGAGCUCUAG
Molecule: messenger RNA, 1056 nt
Organism: Diaporthe citri
Lineage: Eukaryota; Fungi; Ascomycota; Sordariomycetes; Diaporthales; Diaporthaceae
Exons: 2
Coding region: 1-1056 (351 amino acids)
Biological process (GO): regulation of transcription by RNA polymerase II
Cellular component (GO): nucleus
Source: RefSeq, a predicted model, not a curated record